Molecule: messenger RNA, 1170 nt
Organism: Capronia coronata CBS 617.96
Lineage: Eukaryota; Fungi; Ascomycota; Eurotiomycetes; Chaetothyriales; Herpotrichiellaceae
Product: DNA-3-methyladenine glycosylase II
Exons: 1
Coding region: 1-1170 (389 amino acids)
Biological process (GO): base-excision repair, AP site formation; DNA alkylation repair; base-excision repair
Cellular component (GO): nucleus; protein-DNA complex
Molecular function (GO): alkylated DNA binding; DNA-3-methyladenine glycosylase activity; DNA-7-methylguanine glycosylase activity
Source: RefSeq, a predicted model, not a curated record
AUGUCUCUCCGCAGAUCUACUAGGAUUGCGACUACUGCAGUCAAUGCAACAGCGAACGGGGUAGAUGUACCGAUCAAUGGCUUGAAGAAGCGCUUCGCAAGCCAGCAAGGAGGGCCACCGACCACGAAAAGGUCGAAGCCCGCCAGCGAACAUGGCCACAUCAACGGAGAGGAAGAGGAACCAGAAUUCAAGGUGCCAGUGACGCCGCUGAAGAAUUCUCGACGAGGCCCGGCGAAUGCAUCCAGAAAGCCACCGCUGACCCCGACUCCCAGUCUUGUCAACCUUAUUCGAGCCCCGUAUAGCACGGGCGACAUAGACGAUUCCACACCCCCGCCAAACCGUCCUGCCGAGCCUCAUGUUACAAAUGCUACGUUAGUUACACCAGGUGGUACUCAGAAGGUAGCAUACCCUGAUGAUCUGCCGGAUUCGUCGCCGUCAAAACCAGGACUGCCUCUCCCGACAGCUACGACCAACACCAUCCUAGAGCAAGCAUGCAAUCAUCUUAUUAGCGUGGAUCCGCGCUUCAAGCUGCUGAUAGAGAAGCACCCUUGCCACAUCUUUUCUGCCAGGGGUCUUGCAGAACAAAUCGAUCCCUUUCGGUCUUUGGCCAGUGGGAUCAUGGGUCAGCAAGUAUCCGGGGCAGCAGCUAAAUCAAUCAAGAACAAGUUCAUUGCACUGUUUAACGAGGAAGGCUCGGACGAACGAAAAUUCCCCACACCUGCUCAGGUCGCGGCGACCGACAUCGCACGACUCCGGCUUGCAGGUCUUUCUCAGCGGAAGGCCGAGUACAUUAAGGGAUUGGCCGAGAAGUUUGCCACUGGCGAAUUAACCACUGAGAUGCUCAUGAGAGCUACGGAUGAGGAAGUCAUGGAGAAACUGAUAGCCGUGCGCGGGCUGGGGAAGUGGAGUGUCGAGAUGUUUGCCUGCUUUGGCCUGAAGCGGUUGGACAUCAUCUCAACAGGGGACCUAGGCGUGCAACGCGGCAUGGCGGCAUUUCAUGGCAGAGACAUCAAGAAACUCAAGGCCAAAGGAGGUGGCAAGUGGAAAUACAUGUCGGAGCAAGACAUGCUGGACAAGUCGGCGCCGUAUGCACCCUAUCGAAGUCUGUUCAUGUGGUACAUGUGGAGGGUGGAAGAUGUCGAUGUCGAUGUCAUGCAGAAUACCAUGUAA